Molecule: messenger RNA, 9521 nt
Organism: Dromaius novaehollandiae (emu)
Lineage: Eukaryota; Metazoa; Chordata; Aves; Casuariiformes; Dromaiidae
Product: peroxidasin homolog
Exons: 23
Coding region: 3726-7946 (1406 amino acids)
Biological process (GO): response to oxidative stress
Molecular function (GO): heme binding; protein binding; peroxidase activity
Source: RefSeq, a predicted model, not a curated record
AAAAAACAAAUGGGAAAAAAACCCCAAACCUGCUGAGCUGAUGAUUUCCAAACCUUUAUGUAAUGGAAUUGUGCAAGGUGUAUCUUGGAAUUAGCGCACACAGCACUCAUCUAGGUUUAAUGUAUCAGAAAACUUAGACUGAAUUCACUUGGCUGUUAGAAAGUAGAGAGAUCAAGAGGUCAUUUAGUCCAUUUCUCUUCUUCAAGGCCAGAUCACCUAAACCAAACAUGACGGGAGAUCGUUUAAUCCAUUUUGAAUUACCACUAUUUCUGCAACUCUCCUCAUGUCUCUAGUGGUCUAUUUCAGUGCUUAAUUAAUGCAGAUUUUAAGAACUGAUACUCAGUGCUUUCCUUUCACUAGUACUGAGAAUAAUUUCAUUUUGUCUUCAGCUGUAAUAGAAAAAUAAUCAUAAUAGCGGAUAUAACUAUUGCUAAUUAAAGACAUCUGUUAACCUUUCAUCCAUAGGACAGUUGUCUGUAGACUGUAUUUCUUCCUGUCAUCUGCAUGUAUGAUAGGUAUCCUUUUACCAACUAUUAAAUAAGACUAGUAUAGUAUUUAUGCUUUCUGUCUUCAUACAACGCUUGCUAGAAGAAAAUUCCUUUUUUGCUUUGGAAAGCUAUGAAUAUGUUAUACCAAUGUUAUCAAGUAAAUGAAAUAUGUAAGACAGGUGAUGUUUAUGUUCACUGAAAAGCUCUUUAUUGAUGAGGGUUUUAUAAUGCGUGUAGCUUAAAUGCAAUCCACAUCUGUUUGACUUGAAGCCAAGAUGGGAGAGCUGAAAAGGUGUUGGAGGAAACUGUUAACUCAAAUGCGUUGAACUUGCUCUUUUGCUAAGAAAAGCUGUUGAGUAAAAUGUACAAUGUCACAGUUCCCUGGGAGGUAAUGAUGAACUCUUCAGAGGACAUACUCAGUGAAAUCCUUCUACUGGGGCGAAGUGCUAUUUAAAAAUAAAACAAAGGAGGGUAAAAGGAGGAAAAAACCCUUCAUAUUCUACCAAUGUCCAAGAGCCUUUCUGGAAGAGAGCAGAAAUGUUUAAGCAUAGGAUGCAAGUAUUCACUUUCAUUCCUGUCACUUAGCAGCUAACUUCUUGCUCCUGUUUAGAGCUGCGUGCUUAUUUUUAAACAAUUUGUCAUGUUGAUGGAAAGUAAGAUAAAUUAAUGCAGGUGAAAAGGAACUGUGAUUGCUUGUGCUUCAUAACAUCUCACAAACGUCCCAUUUGUCAAGUAGAGAUAAGCGAGGUGGAAAAGAUGCAUUUCAACUAAGUGAAGAUAUGCUUCUAAGUAAAUAUAUAGGUUGCAGAACCUGGGGGGGGUUUUGUACUCAAAUUAUUCCCUGCGGUGUAGCUGCUGUUGAAUCUGCUGACUUUGCUAAUGAUCCAAAUCCCGGAAAAUAGUAAGUAGAUAACUAUCAAUCCUUCCAGAAUCUACCACCAACUGCACAACCAGGCCCUAAAUUGAGGUUCCAGAGAAAGUAUAUGUAGAAACAUGACUGAUAUCUUGUCCAGCUUUCCUGUUAAAAUAAAUCUUGAAGGGAAUGCUUUUUUGCUGAUGGCUGGUUUAGAGCUCAGUUUUUAUGCACCAAUGUAUAAUGGGGGUGGAGGGAAGGAGUGUUGUGUUUGUAAACUGGCUAGAUGUGCCGUGGAAGGUGUUGACAAAUUUCCUAAAUGCUAAAGCGUGGCUUGAAGAGGAUGUCUUUGGUUUGUCUUCCUAGAAUUUUUCCAUAUAGAGGUGCUUGUAGGAAGUUAUGUUACUCUGUCUUCACAGAGUUCAGUGUGCUUUGGAAAGAGUUGAUAUGGGGAACAGUUGGACUGGAAAAAUAUAUACCAUCGAAGUCUGUAUGACUGAAGUCAGAAUCUGCAUUGUCUUUUUUUAAUGCAGAUAGAGGAGUGAGCUGCACUUAACUUUUAAAAUUAGAAUGAAAAGUGGUCACUUACCUGGAGCAAUCUGCUCUGAGCUGCCACUAGUUUGUUAUAUAAAGGCUGAAGUGGAUACUUCAGCCUUUUACAAUUUGUGGUUACAAGGUGGGGUGGGUGGCCACUAGAGGACACUGUGCUCACAACCAAGAGUUGUGUCUGCAGAGGGAGGAUGGAGGAGCUCCAACAAACCUGCACUGGUGCUGCUUUGAAAGCUAGGCAAACGGACCAACGAUUGCUUGAGGGUAAGGUACAAAAAGCCUGCUCUAUAAUGUGACCUUUUUCUGGCGAGAAAAAGAUUGCUUUUACCAUCAAUGACAUGGCUGCCACUCAAGCAUUUGUAAGUGAUUGAGUGCAAGACAUCAGCUACUGUAUAAUGAUCAUUUGCCCAAUGUUUUGCAUGUCACCAAAAUCUAAAUACCUGGCAGACUUCUGGGUGAGGAUGAGGAGAGAGAUAAAUCUUAGAUAAUAUACUCCAGAAUAUAUUAAUAAGCCUUGAUUUACAAGUUUAAGAGUGGGAAACUGGCAAAAAUAACCACUUAAAAGGCAAAAAAGCCCCAACCCUCUCCUGCUGAUACUUAAAUAAUCAGCUGAGGGGAAAGAGAACAACAAAAGCAAGAAAAGAUAAGAUGAAAGGUAAAUGUUCCAGUAAUUCAUUCUGGUAUUUGUAGGAAUGUUACAUUCAAAUCAACCUGCUGUUGAGAAAGUAUCUUGUGAAUGGAACUCCUCCGUUUAUUUCCUAGGAUCUCUGUAUUUUGGAGGUUUAAAUGUUACUCUGGCUAAUUACUGUUUUGUCACAUUAAUUGUCUUACAGUUUACAAUGUAGAGCAAUCGCAGAUUCAGAGGAAGCUUUGGGUUGAUUCUCCAGGUAGCGAGGAAUGAUAAUGAUAAAAGAUGAUCAGCUGGAAACAUGUCUUCCCUUCUGCAUCUCAAUUUUUUGUUGCCCAGUGGAAGAAGGGAUUGAGGUCUGCAUUUCCUACAUGAACUCCUGCAUUUCAAACUCAGUUUCAUUGUUUGUUUCCCUCUUAACCCCUCAACUGCCUUGAAUUUCUCCAAAAUCCCAGUUGGUUUUAAAUAUGACAUCCUUGUAGGAAAAAACUGGAUUAGUUGAAAGGUCUUUGAAAUGAAUUAGCUUCUACUCUGUUUGCAUUGUGUCAAUGCCUACAGUCAGUUUUUGUCUUAUUUAUCUGCAGGUUGUUUAUCUCUGUUUAGCCAUUUCCCUUUUAAAUUCACUUAUCUGUAGCACUCGGAGUUUCCAUCUGUGGUUGGAAACUUAUUUUGCCAGAUGUUAUGCAUACGUGUAAUAGAAGCAGUCUCUGUCCUAAAAGUCUUAGCAUCUAAUACGUUUGACAGAGGCUCUUAGAUGGGAUGCUAUCCUUAGUGUGCGAGGAGCGUGCUAAAGUAAGAAUGUUGACAUUCCCAAAAUCACACAGAAAUUUGUACCCAGGCCUUCUGAGUCCCAACGCAGCACUGUAAGCACAGGUACAUUCUGUAGGCUUUUAGAUAAAUGUGGCCAAGGAGAAGGUGAAGAGUUAAUUUGCUGUUCAGAGUAACAAACAAGGCAAGAAUAAGUCAAAAUUAAGCAUUUGUACUUAAACACCACAAUUAAAGGGGGGAGGGAACAGUCUGGUCUUCAAUGAUGUACAUAAUGGCAGAGAGGGUGGGUGGUUGGACUGUCAAACUGCCUUAAUUUAAUUGCAAACACAUGCUGAUGAGUCCCCUCCUCCUCCUGGACCUCAGGGCUGGGAAACUUUUUUUUUUUUUGUGUCAGCUCCCUGCAGUUCAGAAUUGAGGAAAAUACACUCCAGCAAACACCAUGCUGAUCAAACCUUCAGCUCUUCGAGGCUUUUUGUGUUUUCUCCUUUUGCCUAGUUUCUCCUGUUCCUGUCCUAGUCGCUGCUUGUGCUUCAGGACUACAGUAAGAUGCAUGCAUCUGAUGUUGGAAACCAUCCCUGAUAUCCCACCCCAGACAAAUAUACUAGAUUUACGUUUCAACCACAUCAAGGAGAUAAAACCUGGAGCCUUCAGGAAACUGAAGAACCUCAACACACUGCUGCUGAACAAUAAUUUGAUAAAACAAAUUGUGAGAAGAUCCUUUGAAGAUCUGGAGAACUUGAAAUACCUCUACCUUUACAAAAAUGAAAUCCAGAGUAUCCAGCAACACGCCUUUCAUGGACUCCGUUCACUGGAACAGCUUUACCUGCAUUUCAACAAUCUGGAAACCCUGGAGCCAGAGACUUUUAGUGACCUGUCUAAACUUGAAAGACUAUUCUUGCACAACAACAAAAUUUCUAGGAUUCAUCCAGGGACAUUCUCUCAACUGGAAUCCCUCAAACGACUGCGACUGGAUUCCAAUGCCCUGCUUUGCGACUGCGACUUGAUGUGGCUGGCCGAACUGCUGAAGAAAUCCGCGGAGCAAGGCAGUAUCCAGACAGCCGCCACCUGCGAGGCUCCGCGGGAGCUGCAUGGGCGCUCCAUCGUCACCCUCACCGCUCAAGAGUUUCACUGUGAGAGCCCUCGCAUAACCUCAGAGCCCCACGAUGUUGACGUCCGCUUGGGAAACACUGUUUAUUUCACCUGCAGGGCAGAAGGCAACCCAAAGCCUGCAAUUAUAUGGCUGCACAACAAUAAUGAGAUUGACAUGAAAGAUGACAACCGUCUUAACCUGUUGCAAGAUGGAACCUUGAUGAUCCAGAACACCAAGGAGUCGGACAAAGGCGUCUACCAGUGCAUGGCCAAGAACAUAGCUGGGGAGGUCAAGACGCAGGAAGUCGUUCUGCGCUAUUUUGGCACCCCAUCCAAGCCCACUUUUGUGAUCCAGCCGCAGAACACUGAAGUGCUGGUUGGGGAAAGCAUCACCUUGGAGUGUGGGGUCUCUGGGCACCCCCACCCUCGCAUCAGCUGGACACUUGGCACAGGCUCUCCUUUACCACAGGAUUCCCGUUUUGCCAUCACCAGCUCUGGAGGACUCUACAUUCAGAACGUCACCUUCCUGGACCAGGGGCAAUACAACUGCAAUGCCAGCAACACUGAGGGAUCCAUCCAGGCUACAGCAAAGAUCAUAGUGCAAGAUUCUCCCAGGUUUCUCCUUAUCCCCACCGAUCAGACGGUAACUGAGGGGCAAAGCGUGGAUUUCCCCUGCUCUGCCGAGGGUCAUCCUCCACCUGUUAUUGCCUGGACAAGGGCAGGUGGGCCUUUGCCGAAUGACCGGAGACAUAGCAUCCUCUCCACUGGUACCCUGCGGGUGAUGAGGGUUGCUUUACAUGACCAAGGUCAAUAUGAAUGCCAUGCUAUCAGUGCCAUUGGUGUAAGGAGCCUCCCAGUACAGCUGACAGUGACCCCUCGAGUGAUACCUGUGUUUCUUCAUCCCCCCCAAGAUGUGGUGGCAGAGACAGGCCAGGAUGUUGCGAUUACCUGUGCUGCCCAAGGAGAUCCACGGCCCACCAUAACCUGGGUCAAAGAGGGAAUUCAGAUCACGGAGAGUGGCAAGUUCCACGUAAGCCCGGAUGGGACCCUCUCCAUCCAAGACCUUGGCGUGGCUGAUCAGGGCAGAUACGAGUGUAUAGCAAGAAACCCCUUUGGCUUCACCUCCAGUACUAUGCAGCUCACUAUCACUGCCAUGGAUGUCGGUCGGAGCGGUGACAUGUUUGUAGCCACAUCAAUACGGGAAGCCAUCAGCAGUGUGGACUACGCUAUUAAUUCAACACGCACUGAGCUGUUUAGCAAGCGCCCCAAGACUCCCAAUGACCUUCUGGCUCUCUUCCGUUACCCCCGGGACCCCUAUACCAUUGAAACAGCCAGGGCGGGUGAGAUCUUUGAAAGAACCUUGCAGCUGAUUCAAGAACAUGUGCAGCAAGGCUUAAUCGUGGAUAUGAAUGUCACAGGCUAUCGUUACAAUGACUUGGUCUCCCCUCACUACCUGAACAUGAUUGCCAACCUGUCUGGCUGCUCUGCACACCGCCGUACACCUAACUGCUCAGAUAUCUGCUUCCACAAGAAGUACAGGACCCACGACGGCUCUUGCAACAACCUCCAGCACCCUAUGUGGGGUGCAUCUCUCACAGCCUUCCAGAGACUCCUCAAGCCAGCCUACCAGAAUGGAUUUAACCUCCCCCGGGGAUUUUCUUUGGCAGAAGACUCCAGGGACCUGCCCCUUCCAUUACCCCGCCUUGUCUCCACUGCCAUGAUUGGGACUGAGACCAUCACCCCAGAUGACCAGUUCACUCACAUGCUCAUGCAAUGGGGCCAGUUUCUGGACCACGACAUGGACCAGACAGUGGCAGCCAUUAGCAUGUCCCGUUUCUCCGAUGGGGCACCCUGCAGCGAGGUGUGCAGCAACGACCCUCCUUGCUUCUCCGUCAUGAUUCCUGGGAAUGACCCCCGUGUGAGGAAUGGGCGCUGCAUGUUCUUUGUCCGCUCGAGCCCUGUGUGUGGCAGCGGGAUGACCUCAUUGCUAAUGAACUCCGUCUAUGCCAGGGAGCAGAUCAACCACUUGACCUCUUACAUUGAUGCCUCAAAUGUUUACGGCAGCACCGAGCAGGAAUCGCAGGAGCUGAGGGAUCUGAGCAACCAGAGUGGAUUGCUGAAGCAAGGGCAAGUUGUGCCCAGCUCGGGGAAGCACCUUCUUCCCUUUGCUGUGGGGCCACCCACCGAAUGCAUGAGAGAUGAGAACGAGAGCCCUGUGCCGUGCUUCCUAGCAGGAGACCACCGUGCCAAUGAGCAGCUGGGUCUCACAUCCAUGCACACCCUUUGGUUCCGGGAGCACAACCGUAUUGCCAAUGAGCUAUCAGCCCUCAAUCCCCACUGGGAUGGAGAUCUCGUAUAUCACGAGGCACGGAAGAUUGUGGGUGCCCAAAUGCAACAUAUCACCUAUGCCCAGUGGCUCCCCAAGAUCCUUGGGGAAGCCGGAAUGAAGAUGCUGGGUGAGUACAAAGGCUACAACCCAAACAUCAAUGCGGGAAUCCUCAAUGCUUUUGCCACCGCUGCCUUCCGCUUUGGGCACACCUUGAUCAACCCCGUUCUGUACCGGCUGAAUGAAACCUUCCAGCCCAUCCGCCAAGGCCACAUCCCCCUGCACAAAGCCUUCUUCUCCCCUUUCAGGAUCACACAGGAGGGUGGGAUUGACCCCCUCCUCCGCGGGCUAUUCGGGGUGCCUGGGAAAAUGCGGGUACCCUCAGAACUCCUCAACAUGGAGCUGACAGAGAAGCUCUUCUCAAUGGCACACUCGGUCUCACUGGACUUGGCUGCUAUCAACAUCCAGAGAGGGCGAGACCAUGGCAUCCCACCUUACAAUGAUUUCAGGGUCUUCUGCAACCUCUCAUCUGCACAGGAGUUUGAGGACCUCAGAAAUGAGAUAAAGAACUUGGAGAUCAGGGAAAAGCUCAGGAGCUUAUAUGGAAUUACCAAAAAUAUUGACCUGUUUCCAGCACUGAUGGUAGAGGAUCUUGUCCCUGGUACCAGGGUUGGACCAACACUGAUGUGUCUGUUAACAACGCAGUUCAGAAGGCUGAGAGAUGGAGACAGAUUUUGGUACGAGAAUCCCGGGGUCUUCACACCAGCGCAGCUGACUCAGAUCAGACAGACAUCCCUUGCUCGUAUCAUCUGUGACAACAGUGACCACAUUCAGCAGCUCCAGAGAGACGUCUUCCAGGUGGCAUCAUACCCGCAGGGCAUGGUUGGUUGUGAAGAGAUUCCAGCAGUGGAUCUCCGCUUGUGGCAGGAUUGUUGUGAGGACUGCCAGACACGUGGACAAUUCAAGGCUCUUUCCCAGCGGUUCCGAAGCAAGAGGUCUCCCAGAUUCAGCUACCCGGAAGAAAACCCUUCCAAGCACAAGCCUACAUUUCCCAGGAAUGAGGUGCCUUCUCCACGCCCUACCUCCAGAGAGAAUCUUGAGUCCCUUGUGGCUGAACUAGAGAAGACGGUUGCUUCCCUACAGAAACAGGUAAAUGUCCUAGAGAGUCAGCUGAGGUGGCACCACAGGAACACUAGUGCGUAUGGACAGGGGAAGAGGACUGGAGACAAAUGGAGAAAAAGAUGACCACGUUGCCUGUUCAUACAAGGUGCCCCAUGACCUGCUCUCCACCGGCCAGUUCAAUCCACGCCUGAAGGGCUCCAGAACAGCAGCCUGCAAGACCCAGCAAUGCUCUGCCUCCUCUCACACCUCCUGUAUGGCUCCCUGUCCCAGGACGACUGUACUUCUGCCUGUACCGAACCCUCUGCACUGACUGUUUGUGACCCCCCUCAGCCCCUGACUGUUUCUACAUUCAUCAGCCUCCAGGGAAUAGGUUUUCCCUCUGCACUGCCCCAUUUAAUGGUGGCAGACUAGCAGUCUGCCAAGAUGCCGCUUUCUGCCGUAGUCCCCAGCACAGGAAAUGGAGGAUAAUUGAAGCUGCUUUAGUGCCACUGUUCUGCUUUUCUCUUUUUCCCAUGCAAUGCUGUCAUCAUCCACCACCGCUUGUCUGCAAUGUCCCAUGGCACCUAGGCUAAACAGUUUAUUAUGAGGCAAAAUCUUCCUCAGAUAAGCUAUCUCCAAGUUUUGGUGCCAGGAAGCCCCUGGAGAAAUAUUACUGUGUUUUAAAAAAAAUUAAACAAACAUAACCCCCCCCCCCCAAAAAAAAAAAAAAGAGCAAAAAGAGCAAGAACAACCGCAGGGCCCCGGCAAGCACUGUUGGCUGGGCUUGCAGUUCAUGCCAGCAGCAACGAAAUGAACCCAGUGCCUAGGGAAUCUCCCCACUGUCUGGUUGCCUCCAAAUGGGAUGCCAGAAACAGAAGAGCGUGGUGGCCCGCAUUGCUGAGAUCAGCCACUGUGCUUUGCCAAUCAUUUGAUAAUGAGUGGAGCGUCCUCAAUUAUAUUACCAUGUGAGUGAAUCUACCGUUACGUGCCCAGUGCUAAGAAGCUUUUUGCUAAACAUGAACUGCGUUCUCCAAGUUUCUACCCUUUCGGGUUUUUAAUUGGAUUUAUGUUUCUCUUCUUCUUUCUCCCAAAAGGCUCAUAGCUGGAAGAUGUAUUUAGAGUGUGAACAUAACAGGACCUGAAACAGAACCUCAGAUAAUUAAAUGUAAUGGGCUCUCUCAUUAAUGGAAGGGAGCUGCUGGUUUCCGUCAAUUAGUACGGGAGAACACUAUGUGCAGUAUUUGACACACCGAUGAAUACAAAGCGCUGUUUGUGUUUAUUGCUCCCAGGUGCUCUGCAACUAAACCAGGACUGCGUAACCAGCUUUGCUGGAUAGAUGUUAUGGUUUUGUUGCUCUUUGGAGGUGCUUUUUAGUGGUGCUAGAACCAAAGUCCCUGUGUAGCUACCAUAGCCCAAAAUCUGUGGACAGGUUGGAUUUUAAUACAUUAAUCCAAGCCAGUUGCAGGGACCAAGAGAAAUACUUGAUCCAUUAGACUAUGCCUUCCUUUCUUUUUCACUUUUUCUUCCUGUGUCCUCCCUCCUCUCUUCCCACAGUGCAAGAAUCAGAAACUUUUAUGAGCAUGCCUGUUCUUUUCUUCUCCUUUUUUUUUUUGUUUUUUUUUUGUUUUUUUUUAAGGUGUGUUAUAGUUCCAAAGGGAUUUGAAGCAGCAGGGAUGCUCCUGGAAGUUAAUAGGAAAAUAAAAAGAUACUAGAAAAAGA